This is a messenger RNA of Symbiodinium sp. CCMP2456, 1404 nucleotides long. NCBI's taxonomy places the organism in Eukaryota, Dinophyceae, Suessiales, Symbiodiniaceae. The record is from the annotation of a GenBank genome assembly.
AUGAUGACGUGCUUCUUGCUGCCGUCCCUUGCGCUGACUGCUGCCACUGCUGCAGCAGGGCCAGUGCAGCUGGACCUGGCUAACUGGAUGGGCCAGUUGGGUCCCAUUCUGGGAGAUGCGACGCUGCUGGACCUGACUCUUCCCGGAACCCACGACUCGAUGACUUACGAUUUGAGCGACACCCUCAGCGACGGUUAUGAAGGCAUGUCGGCGGCGGCGUCUGCCAUCCUGCACACACUCAGCCCGGGCGUUGCUGGCCGCUUCAUCCGCCGGCAGGGUCAAACGCAGGGCAUCACCGUCACGGAGAUGCUUGAGGGCGGAAUUCGCUUCAUCGACUUUCGGAUCAUGUACAGUGUCGGCCCAGAUCGUGUCGCUGGGAGAAAGGACUGGUAUUGCCUGCACGGCUGUGAAUCCAAGCGCAAAGCCAUCGAGUAUUUGCGCGAAGUCCAUGCUUGGAUGGUGGCCCAUCCGAAGGAGGUCGUGGUGAUCUGGGCUUCAAGACAUGGAAAUGCGGCACUGACUGGCACCGAUCAGUAUCCGGGCACCACGCCGUCUGAGAGACAAGCCUUCUUCAAACAGGUGGAGGACGUUUUCGGAGAGCUCCUCAUGGAGAAUGUGAGUCUGAAUGAGACCGGCGUAGCGGAGCUUCAGCGCCGCAAUCAGCGACUUCUUUGGUUCGCUUCCGACUACGCCGAGUCGACGAAGAGCUCUGCGCGGGCGUGGGAUGCCCGGUCCCUCGACAACCAGCUGAAAGGUGGAGGUCACGGACGAGAGUUCGUCGACUUCAUGACACAAGGAGCCAGCAAGCUCCGUGAAGACGGUGCUCGCAAUCAGUUUUUGCUGGUUAGCAUGUCGAGUGGUCCUUCGCAAGCUGCCGUUGAGGAUGCAUUGAAGCUGGACUUCCUUCCCGAUGUCUUCGGAGAGCACAAGAAGUGGAGUCAGGACUGCGCUGAGAGCUCCAAGAUACCGAACAUGACAUCCUGGUGCCCAGAGUCGCUGAUGGACUGGGCUUUGCUAAGCAACUACUACAAUCAGCGGGCCCUUGACUUUAUCUACAACCUGGGAGCCUCGACUCUCGAAGCCGACUUUCCCAACGCGAUCUACAUCAACACUGUUGAUGCGGGAGGCCUCAUCCGCACUGGAACGGCCAAGAUCAACCCCCUGGACGAGGAGUCGCGUGUGUCGGACGACAGUCAUGCCGAAGAUGGCUAUGCCUAUGCAGCCACGCUCAUCGCAGCCAACGUGCGCCGUCUGUGCCGAAAGACGCGGGCCGAAGGCUGCGAUGCCUUGGCCGCCGGUGCCGCCUCGGCGCGGGCAUUGCAUCCGGUGAGCCUCUGGGAGGACUCUCAUCACGGACGCUUGGUCAACUGGCCAGUUCUGGCCCCCACCAUUGCGGUGAUCUGA